Phoenix dactylifera (date palm) is the source of this 6818-nucleotide messenger RNA. Its product is annotated as protein NETWORKED 1A. Gene Ontology annotation, molecular function: actin filament binding. The record is from RefSeq and is a predicted model, not a curated record. NCBI's taxonomy places the organism in Eukaryota, Viridiplantae, Streptophyta, Magnoliopsida, Arecales, Arecaceae. Gene Ontology annotation, cellular component: plasma membrane.
GGAAAGAAGAAUAGGAAUUCCUCACGGCCCAAUAGGUGCAUUUCAAUUCUAAGCUUCUAUUCCUAAUCGAAGCUUCGAGCUUGCCCCUUCUCCUCAACCUCUGCUUCUCCGGAAGGCUUAGGUCCCCAAAUUUAGUUGCAAAUCCUACUAAAUCUCUGCUAAAUCUCAGAUCUAAACGUUAAGAUAUCUCCUUUCCGUGUUUUUGUCGCCUGUCUCGCCUUUUCUUGUGUGCAGCCUUUGCUUUCCCCUUCCACAGUACAAAGAGUUACAAACAAACAACACAGAGAGAGGGAGUAUUUAGUGCCGAAAUGGGGUGAGAUUGGAUGAGAAAAGCAGCUGGGAAUUGAUCAUUCACAGCUGCUUGUUAGAGGCGGCUUCGUUUAUUGUGCGUGGUAUGGUUUCUUCCUCCUAAACGUCGCAGUUUUAUAGCUUCUUCCUUUUAAAGAUCGGAUAUGAUUUUCUUGCGAUUUUGGGCUUAUGGGUCUUAAAGAUCUUUGCUUCAUCGGAUUCAGUACCAAUAUUCGUUGUCAAUUAGGAGUUUCUAGCUAUAAAAGAGAACUUUUGGGAGUUUUUCGGAGGAGGCUUACUUCACUCAAUUAUUGUUGUUAAUUGUUAUUCAAUCCCUCAGCCAAUUUCUUUUCCUGAAGCAGCAGCUUGAAGUGUUUUCUGAAUGAGAAACUGAGGAUGCUGCCAAUUCUUUCCUGACUUCAAAUUAGGUUUAAUUGUUGCAAGGAUCGAGUUCUCACAGGAUCAGAACUGAUAGUAGUGGUUUGCCUGCUUGGAUUCAUGGCAACUCUGCGACAUGGUGAAUCAAGACAGCUGUACUCAUGGUGGUGGGGCAGUCAUAUCAGCCCAAAGAACUCCAAAUGGCUUCAGGAAAAUCUUACAGAUAUGGACAUGAAGGUCAAGGCAAUGAUCAAACUCAUAGAAGAAGAUGCUGAUUCUUUUGCAAGGAGAGCAGAGAUGUACUACAAAAAACGGCCUGAGCUUAUGAAACUGGUGGAGGAGUUCUACCGAGCAUACCGUGCUUUAGCUGAAAGAUAUGAUCAUGCAACUGGGGCACUCCGCCAGGCUCACCGAACAAUGGCAGAAGCAUUCCCCAACCAAGUCCCAUUGGUGUUGCUUGAUGAGUCACCUUCUGGUUCAUCUGGCACGGAGGUGGAGCCUCAAACACCUGAAAUGCCUGCACCCAUUCGAGCAUCAUUAGAUCCAGAAGACUUACAGAAGGAUGCACUGGGUGUAUCGUCACAUUUUCAUGCCAUUAAAAGAAAUGGGGCUUAUUCUGGAGAAGGUGAUGCAUUAUCAAGCCAAAAAGGUUUGAAGCAGUUGAACGAGAUGUUUGCAACUGGGGAAGGAGCAGCCCAUACAAAUUUAUCUGAAGGAAGAGUAGGAAGAGGCCUGAACUUCCAUGAAGAAGAGGGAAAAGUUUAUGAGCAUAAAUCACAUAGUGGGUCAGGAGAUCUUGAAAAACGAGAAGUUGAGGAGAAAGAGGAUUCAAGUGAUGACAUGAAGAAUCUGCAUGAAGAAAUAUCACGGUUAUCAACAGAGAUCCAAAAUCUGAGAAACCAAAUAACAUCAGCAUCUGAAUGUGAUAAUAAAGCUCAAAAUGAAAUCGAAAGUUUAAAGGACAGUCUCUCUAAAUUAAACUCUGAGAAAAAUGCUACCUUUCUUCAAUACCAGUUAUCUCUUGAAAGAAUAUCAAGUCUGGAGUCCGAAAUCUCCAACAGACAAAAAGAAUUUAAAAAGCUUAGUGAUGAGAUGAUGAGGGAAGUCAUGAAGCUAAGGAGUGCUGAAGAACUUAGCCAAUCUCUGCAGUUGGAGCUGGGCAUGUUAGAACAGAAAGAGAAGGUGCAGCAGCAAGAACUUAAUCAAAAGCAAGAAGAGUUGGAAAAACUUAUCAUUUCCUUAGAAGAUGUACAAAAGCGAUGCGCGAAGGCUGAAAUGGCUCUGCAGUCCAGGGAGAAACUGCACUCCGAAUCUCAGGAGGAGGUGAAGCUUUUGGGCUUGGAGAUUCAAAAGGUGAUUGAGAAGUUGAAGGACAUGGAAUAUAGCAAUGUAGGUUUAGAGGAAGAAGUUCACAGGCUUAAGGAUGAGCAUGACAGCCUAAAUGAACAAAAUCUCUCUUCUGCAAUGAGGAUAAAAGAUCUUCAGGAUGAAAUAAUUACCUUAACGGAAACAAAGAGGACACUUGAGAUAGCUCUUCAAUCCAUGGAGAAACUACACUCCCAAUCUCAGGACGAUGUGAAGCUUUUGGGCUUGGAGAUUCAAAAGGGCAUUGAGAAGUUGAAGGACAUGGAACAGAGUAAUGCGAGUUUAGAGGAGGAAGUAAGCAAGCUUAAGGAGGAAAUUGAUAGCCUCAACGAACAGAAUUUCUCUUCGGUAGCUAAGAUAAAAGAUCUGCAAGAUGAAAUCAUUUUCUUGAAUGAAACAAAGAGGACAAUUGAUCAUGAAGUGGAUGUCCAUGUAGAAGAAAAGAAAGUUCUUCAGCAAGAACUUUGCCACCUAGAAGAAGAUAGAAGUGAUCUGCUGCAGAGGAACCAAGGACUAAUGGAGCAAAUAAAAGCUGUCAGUGUUAAUGCAGAGUCCCUUCAAGAAUUGGUACUCAAGCUUAAGAAGGAAAAUGAUAGCCUAAAUGAACAAAAUCUCUCUUCUGCAGCUAAGGUAAAAGAUCUGCAAGAUGAAAUCAUUUUCUUGAAUGAAACAAAGAGGACACUUGAUCAUGAAGUCAGUCUCCAUGUAGAAGAAAAAAAAGUUCGUCAGCAAGAACUUUGCCACCUAGAAGAAAAUAGAAGUGGUUUGGAGCAGAGGAAUCAACUACUUAUGGAGCAAAUGAAGGCUUGCAGUGUUAAUGCAGAGUCCCUUCAGGGGUUGGUAAAGGAGUUGCAGAACGGAAACAUGGAGCUGAAAGAGAUCUGCAAGAAACAUGAGGUUGAAAAGGAACUUAUUUUGGACAAGCUAAAAGACAUGAAUCAGCUUUUGGAGAAGAAUGUAUUCUUAGAAAAUUCUCUUUCAGAUGCAAAUGUUGAGUUAGAACUGUUGAGACAGAACAUUGGAGCGCUCGAAGCUUCAAAGGAAUCUCUCAGUGGUGAGAUUUUCACACUUAAUGCUGAUAAGGCUUUGCUUGUUUCUCAGGUAGAGAUCCAUGCUAAGAAUGCGGAGAAGAUUUCAGAGAAAAAUACUUUCUUGGAGAACUCCGUGUCUGAUGUGAAUGCUGAGCUCGAAUGUCUCAGAACAAAGUUGAAGGACUCUGAAGAAUCCUGCCAGUCUCUCAAUGAUCAGAAUUCUACUCUUCUUGCUGAAAAACAUACUUCUGCCAACCAGGUGAAAAGUGUUACAGAGAGUCUGGAAUAUCUGGAGCUUAGGUAUGCGGAUCUAGAAGACAAGCACUCGAGUUUGUUAAGGGAGAAGGAUCUUAUACUCACUCAAGUCAAGGAGCUGCAAGAUCUAUUGAAACUAGAGAAACAAGAAUAUGAAACUUCUAUCCAGUCAUACAAGAGCCAGCUGGUCACUCUAGAAAACCAGAUCCAUUGCCUGCAAGAAGAAAGCCAUCUUAUGGAGGAGGAGCUGGAACUAGAAGAGCUAAAAAAUAUGAAUGCCUUACUUGACAUUUUCAUCUUGAAAAAAAGUUUGUGUGAUAUGAAAGAAGGAAACAUUAUUCUCUCCAAAGAAUGUCAAAAGCAUCUAGAGGCGUCUUCGUCUGCAGAAAAGCUAGUUUCACAACUCAAGCAGGAAAAUCUUGUCCAGAGAGGAGAGAUGAUGCUGCUAACAGAGCAUAAUGAGAAGCUAAAUGAAGGCAUAUGUCAGGCGGUGAAAACAUUUAGUAUCAACAAGGAUGCUGGAUCUGUAGAUGGAAUCAGUGGUGAAGUUGCAUUGCAGAAUAUGAUGGUUGACAUUACAAGAUUGCUAAACUGUAUUUCAGAUGCAGAGGAUGAAAACCGGCAUCUCCAUAUUGAGAUUUCAGUUCUUUUCACCCUUCUAAAGCAAAUAGGAAUGGAUUUGGCUGAUAUGAGAUGGGAAUUUCAUGUCAAAAUAGCAGAAUUAUUAAGUUUACAAAACAAGAAGCAUGAACUCUUGGAGAUGAAUGGAGAACUGAGGCAAGCCUUAAUGGCAAGCAACCAAAGGGAGGAACUACUGAAAAAUGAGAUGGAUAUUCUUUGUGGACAGCUAUCAGUUCUGCGAGAAUCUCAUCAGAAGUUGCAAACUGAAAUUUGCGAGCAUGUUGAAGAAAAUCAGUCUCUAUUGAAGGAACUUUACUGCUUGAGGGAGAAGCACAAUGAACUGGUUGAUGAAAACAGUGUUGUUCUUGCAGAGGCCAUGACACUGGAGCACCUCUAUUUCUUCUUCAGGAGUCUUGAUGCUGAGAGGAUGUUGGAGUUGAAGUUGUUGAGUGAUGAUCUGGAUUGCCUUCAAUUGGUCAAAAAUGACCUAGAUUAUGAGGUCAAAGAACUGAAUAAAAAAACAGGAGUAUUACUAGCAGAAAAUAUGCACCUUAAGGAAUCCAUCAUUUAUUUGGAAGAGUUGAGAAGUCAUUUACUGAUUUUAGAGUUUGACCUAAACACAGUCACUGGUCUUUUUGAAGAAUUGAAUCUUCAAAUUGAAUCGAUGAACAAUAUGUUGACACAAAAAGACAGGGAACUUUCAGAAGCAAAUCAGAAAAUUCUAUCCACAGAAGAAAAGAACAAAGAAUUAUCUACAGUUCUUGAGGCGCUUCAGCUGGAUAUUGUUGUGGCUAAGGCGGUAAAAGAGGAGCUAGAGAAAAAUAUCUCACUUUUAUCAGAAGGUAAUGUCUUUAGGGACAAGGAGAUUGCAUGCCUUACUGAAGCAAAUGAGAUGAUACAAGAGGAGAUAAAUAUACUGCAUAAAGAGGCUGAAGUGCUUAUAAGAAGGGAGGAGCAUCUGACUUCUGAACUGCAGAAAGAAAUAGAUGAAGUUGAGCACUGCAAAGGAGAAAUUGCAGAAUUAUUAAGUGAUGCUCAAACCUCUGCAGUUAGUGCAUCACUGUAUGAAGAAAAGGUAUUUGAGCUGAUUGUAGAAGGUGAGAGCCUUGAGAUUAGUGCCUUUGUGCAAAAAGAGAUGCUCAAUGAGGUAAUCACUUUAAGAAAUACAUAUAUUGGUCAGCUGAAGAAAGAACUCUUCGUCCUGGAGGGAGAAAAUAGAGGAUUAAAGGCUGAUCUGAAUGUGUAUUUGCCCCUUUUAAAGUCUUUAGUGGACAGUGUCACCUCUCUAGAAGAGCAUACCCUUUCACUGUCAAAUCUUCAUGCACAAAAGGAUCACAAAGAGCAGGAUAUGACUUUGAUGUUUCAUCAGCAUGAUGAGAGCAGUCAACUGAGUGAAGGCCAUGGUGCUGUGGUGCCUGCUGGAAUCCUAGUGAUGCCGAAGUUGAUUACCAAAGUUGACGCACUUAAACAGGUGAUUAUAGAUACUGGGAGUCUUUUAGAACAAGAAAAGUUUGCUUUCAUUGCUAACCUAGAGGGUAUGAGGAAAGAAAUUGAAGAGUUAAAAGCAGCUGCAAUCCAAGGGAAGGUACAAGAGGAUUCCAUCAGACAACCGAAUGAGGAUGAAGAUAUAGAUGAUGCUGAGUCUUCCAAGGUAAAGUAUGAGCAGAGAAUGAAAGAUAUUCAGCUGGACCAGGUUUCAAGUUCUUCACAACAUGGGAAUGGUGUUGGCUCAUAUGGUCUGAGUAGGAUCCAUGAUGCUGAAAUCGAUGAUCAAAUGCUUCAGUUAUGGGAAACUGCUGAAAGUGACUGCAAUGAUGGGACAUGGAAAGCAUCAUCAGUAGCUAUGGAGUAUGAUAUACAGGCUGUGGAGGAAGACAAGGGUGAAUCCCCUUCUUCUGAACUAGUGACUGAGAAAGAGUUGGCCAUUGACAAGCUAGAGAUACCCAAGAGAAUAUCGGAAUCCCAAGAAGAAUGGAGCAAGGGGGUCCUCGAAAGGCUGGCUUCUGAUUCCCAGAGGCUGUCGGUCCUUCAGACAAGUGUGGAGGAGUUGAAGGGGAAGAUGGAAAGCUCUCAAAAAGGGAAGCGACCUCUGAGUUCUGAAUAUGAUAAAUUCAGAGGACAAUUGGAAAAGGCUGAGAGAGCUCUAUUGGAGCUGAUUGAUAUCACAGGCAAGUUGACGAAGAAGGCCAAAGACUAUUCCGUUCCUUCUGAUGAUAUAGCUGUUGAAACUGAAGAAAUGGGGAAUGUGGGAAGAAGCAAAAUCUCAGAAGAGGCAUGGAGGGGAUCAGAAAGGAUUGGACGAUUGGAGUUGGAGCUGCAACAAAUCCAGUAUAUCUUGCUGAAACUUGAAGAAGAGCAUGAGAACAGCCGAAGUAAAGCUGCAGACAGAAGAGCCAGAGUCCUUUUGAGGGAUUAUUUCUAUGGAAGUAGAGACAGCCCUAGACAGAAAAAGAAAAGCCCAUUCUGUGGGUGCUUGAGGCUUAAAACCAAGGGUGACAACUAAUUUCCUGUGCUUUUAAUAAUAUGAGAAGUUCUUGUUUUCCACAGCAAAAUCUGCUAUCUUGGAAUGUACCCUUCUUUCUCAGGAAAGGGGUAUGGGUUCUCGAGCACCUCAUUUUCACUACAGUUUUACUCUAUAGUCUAUAGGCUAUUGUGAGAAUUUUUCUUGGUCAAGUCCCCUGCAUUCUGAAUUGCUUAGCUUAAGAGGAAGUGUAUAUGUUAGGCCUAGUUUAAGUCAGUUGAGCUUCUUAGUGAACUUUACCCUUUUUUUCUAGCUCUUGAUUUUUUUUCUUUUUUUAUGGCAUACAUUUUCUCAAGUCAUCAUCUGAACACCCAUUAUUAAGAUUUAGUAUGAUGUUCUGAAAGUGAAUGUUGCAGCUA